Molecule: messenger RNA, 2034 nt
Organism: Cheilinus undulatus (humphead wrasse)
Lineage: Eukaryota; Metazoa; Chordata; Actinopteri; Labriformes; Labridae
Product: zinc finger protein OZF-like
Exons: 2
Coding region: 112-1506 (464 amino acids)
Biological process (GO): regulation of immune system process; negative regulation of transcription by RNA polymerase II; regulation of cytokine production
Source: RefSeq, a predicted model, not a curated record
AACACAGCUAGCAUGUUUGGAUGAUCCAGCGUCCCGUCGGAGCAGAUUACUCCUAGAGAAGUGUUCAGAGUUGACUUUACUUGUCAUUUUUCUGUCUUUGGUCAGCGGAGGAUGUCCGAGUUUCAGGGUCUUCCAGUGCUUCCCUAUGAUGACCAGCAGCUGCUAGUGAGCAAAGAUGAGCCUCCUGAGCAGGAUUGGAGCUCCAGCCUGGAUCAAGAGGACACCAAGCCCUCACGCAUUAAAGAGGAACAGGAGGAACUGAGGAUCAGUCAGGAUGGAGAGCAGUUUCAAGGACAGGAGGAGGAAGCUGAUGUCAAGUUCCCAUUCAGCCCUGUUCCUACAAAGACUGAAGAGGAUGAAGAGAAACCUCAGUCUUUGCAGCUUCAUCCAAUAAAAACUGAACAGACAGAAACAGGAACUGAUGGAGAGGACUCGGGGGAAUCAGAACAAACUAUGGGCUCAGAUACAGAGAGAGAUUUACAUCCAGAGAUUGAGGUUGAGAUUGAAGAGUGUUCUGAAUCUGAGCCUGAGAUUGAAGGGUCUUCUGAAUCUGAGGCUGAAGGCAAUGAUCGGUGCACAACUGUUUAUCAGUCAGAUUUAAGCUCAGUUGAAAAACUUGAAGAUCAGGGACCAAAUGCUAAUGAGAAAUUGCGUAACUGUUUUCAGAGUGAUAAAAUGUUGAAAAAUAAAAAUAACCUGACUGGACGCGGUAAAAUAUAUCAAAAUAAAAACCAUCCGACAGAUCACAUAACAUCUGAUAAAGAAGAGAAGCCCUUCAGCUGCCCCCAUUGUGCCAAUCGAUAUAGAUAUAAACGUUAUCUGAAGGUUCAUUUGAGAACUCACACAGGAGAGAGACCCUAUAGUUGCUCUGAGUGCAGUAAAGGGUUCAUGCGUAGAGAAAACUUGACCAAUCAUAUGCUUCUUCACACAAGAGAAAAAACAUUUUGUUGCUCUGAGUGUGGAAAAAAAUUCCUUUUUCAAAGGCAUCUGAGGCGUCAUGAGAUCAUUCACUCAGGAAAGAAGCCCUUCAGCUGCUCUGAGUGCAGUAAAACUUUUAAUUUUAAAGCCUGUCUGAUUCAUCAUACUCGUCUUCAUACAGGAGAGAAACCCUAUGUUUGCUCUGAGUGUGGUAAAGGGUUUAUCCGCAAACAAACUCUAACCCAACAUAUGUUUGUCCACAAAGAAGAGAAACCUUACAGCUGCUCUGAGUGUGGUAAAGGAUUUACUCGUAAACACCAACUCACCAAUCAUUUGAGAACUCACACAGGAGAGAAACCCUUCAGUUGUUCUGAGUGUUGUGAAGGAUUUAUCAACAAAGAGGCUUUGAAAAAACAUUUGAGAAGUCACUUUACAGAAAAGACCUUUAGUUGCUCUGAGUGCGCUGUAAGUUUUGAGGAUAAAGCCGCUUUGAAUAGACACAUUGAAUUGCAUAUGUGGGAAAAGACAUGUAAUCUUCGGCCCUUGAGACCAAAGAUCCCCUUAGCCCACUCAGAUUUGAAGACAUAAAUGUUUUCGUAGUCAUGACUUGGAUCCAUUAAAAUGAAAACAAACUGAUCUAGAAUAAAGGCAUUAAAAGGAACUGAUGUAGAGGAUUAUGGGGAUAAGCGGAGCCAGGACUAGAGCCAGACAGACAUUUACUGCCAGAGAAGGUUGUCUUGGAGGACUUCUCUUAACCGGAAACUGAAGAAUAUCAUGAUAAUUUCACGAGAGUUUGUCAGUUUUCCCAGGAGACAUUAGGAAAUUCUGGUCAGUCAUAAUCAAUUCAACUUUAAGCUAACGUUACCCUCUUCUCAUGCCAUAUAUCCUCAUAGCUGGUUUCAUCCAAAAGUCCAAAACAAAUCAGCAGGUAUACCUGCCUGGACCAGUGGCUCUUAACUGGUGGGCAGGACUACCGAAUGGGUCACAGAGACCCUUUCAGUGGGUUGCGAAAGUUUUCAUGGAAAAUAACCAAAAAUUCAUACAAAGUAUGUUUUGAAGAUAUAUGUUUUGCUCUGUCUCUUAAUGCUGACACAUGUAUGAUAUCUUGGGUUCAAA